Molecule: messenger RNA, 1097 nt
Organism: Fusarium redolens
Lineage: Eukaryota; Fungi; Ascomycota; Sordariomycetes; Hypocreales; Nectriaceae
Exons: 1
Coding region: 164-667 (167 amino acids)
Source: RefSeq, a predicted model, not a curated record
UUAGACAUUAUUAGAAUACCUUAGAGAACUUAGUAUGCUCUUUGACUAGUUCACUUUCUCACCUGCUACAAGGUCUCAAGCCUUAUAACGCCAGGGGGAUGGCUUCAAUGUUCCAAGGUUCUCAUGCGCUCACAGUUACAUAACUUGGUGAACACACCGCGCAAUGACGAAGCUUCAGGGAGGAAAUCGUAUGACCAAUGAGGAAGCACCCAGCGCCCCGUCAUUUGAUUGGACAACCCGGAAUUGGAUGGAAGAGGAAUCAUUUUCCCGCAUCGUGGGCCGAGAGGCUCGUGCUAUAUUCAUCGCUCUGGAGGUCCUCGGGGACCCUAGCAUACGCCUCACUGAGUUUAGAUUGGAUGCCUCUCUUGAGGUAUGCGAGGAAUCAUACCAGCCUGGUCUUCCGAUCCUACUCUUCGACAGCAAUGAGUCGCCGUUCCCGCCACAACUCAUCUCUUCUUUCUCCAGCUGCAACUUGACCAAGUUCCACCUCGUUUUGAGCAACUAUUGCGAUGCAGGUACUGGUGAGUAUCUAGGCGAGGUCUCAUUGGAUCAUGGGAACGUCGCUGCUAUUCUUGCCUCUAUGCCACAAUUGGAAGAUCUUCUUCUCGAGCUUCAUGACAUGUCCAUCUUUUCUGCAAUUCCGAACAUCGAAUUCAGCCGACUUUGAUGCGUCGAGUUCAGCUGCGGCGAGAUAGAUCCUCAGAAACUCGUCAGUUUCAUUGAGCGCCAGGCCGCGACCCUCAAGUUUCUUAAUGUCCAAUACUGCUGUAUCGAUCCGGAUGUAUUUGACGGAACUUGGGAGGAUGUCAUGCGAGGUAUCCGCCGAAUGCAAGAUGCAGAGACUUUGAAGAUUUAUGAUGGGCUGGUGAGCGGUGUUUAUGACAACGCGCCCUGUCAAGGUUGUGGGAAGAACAAUACCCUCGAUGUUGAAUACACAGGUUGUCUGGUUCGUAGUUGGGAGUUUAUGUGCUUUUCUAUGUGGAGACAGUACCAUGACUGCCCAUGGGACUUGCCGAGUGACGAUGAGGACGGAGGUGAUGAGGGCGGAGGUGAUGAGGGCGGAGGUGAUGAGGGCGGAGGUGAUGAGGGCGGAGGUG